This is a messenger RNA of Amorphotheca resinae ATCC 22711, 1069 nucleotides long. RefSeq lists its product as hypothetical. Bases 1 to 900 code for a protein of 299 amino acids. NCBI's taxonomy places the organism in Eukaryota, Fungi, Ascomycota, Leotiomycetes, Helotiales, Amorphothecaceae. The record is from RefSeq and is a predicted model, not a curated record. The transcript is spliced from 2 exons.
AUGUGUAUCAAGCACGUAGCCACUUUUGAGAACUGUGGCCAUGCAUCCGAGUACGUCGAGACCGAAGGAUGUUUCAGCAAGAACUGCGCGAACCCUCGCGAGCAGAAGGCAUACUACGAGACCCAGACCUGCCUCGCCUGCACCGGCGACGAGCCUCCAGGGCCUCGAUAUGACGGCCCAACGCUCUACUACAAGCAUUGCUACCUCUCCACGAUCUGCGACCACGAGUACGAGCACGCCUUCACAGACGCGGAGCGUGAUCCUACGGAAGAGGACCACGUCCUCGUCACCCCGGUCCUGUACGAGCUCUGCCCAGACUGCACGGAGAAGGGAUACGACGCCCGGCCUGGGGGCACCAACCCGCCUCCCAAGACAAUCUCAAUCAUCCCGCAAGAUUUCCGAGACCUGCAACGAUGGAAAGGGGCGGCGGUCGCCAGCGUAAGGCCUGAAGGGGCGCUCCCAGGCUAUACAACUCAUGCCCCAUCCAGCAUUCUUCGUGCAACAGGGUAUCCAUCUACUUCUCCUGACCCAACGAUCAAGGUCAGCGGGUCCGUCCUUCAUUCCCCUCGCGCCCCUACGUCCGCACCUCGCAAGACAUUCCAGUGCCCCCCUGCCGAGCCCUCUAAAGGCCCUUCCGAACCAGCCAUGACAGCAGCCAAACUGCUCGCCCGCGGACCCCCUACGCACGUCUCAGCCAGCGCCUUCUACGACACCGCCGACGGCGCCGCCGCGCGCGCAAGACUGGGAUCUGCCACAGCAAUACCCAAGGAGACGACAUCCUCUUCCACAAGACCUUACGCUCGUCAAGUUCUGCAUUCGCGAACGAUGGCGCCACUGACCGGCAGCGAGUCAUCAGGUAACUUUCGAGACGUCAUCCGCACUCGCGCAGCACGAGACUAGUAACUUUACCAGUUGGAUACCCGGGACUUCUAGCAUUACAGCAUCGAAGAAGCGGCGGUCGAGGGAGGGACGCAGGAGGGGAUCGAGUGUGACAGAGGAGUAGGUAUAUAGAUAGAUGAGUAGAUAGGAGAGCUGAGUGGUGGGACGCACGCAAGGAGGUUUGCGCAUC